AUGGAUAACAUCAGUGAAACACUUAGCUUCAUCGGCCAGGGGGCGUUUGUGGUGGCAAUGCUAAGAAAGGUGCUCCAACGUGCCGAUUCCGAGAAAAAAGACGGAAGCUAUUCCACAGGUUCAAAUUCACUUCCAAUAAGUGCAGACGACUUCCUAAGUUUGCUUGCGUCAUGCAAAGGCAACAGGACGAGUCUUAUAAAGUAUGAUUCCAAUCUCAAGGCGGAUCGAAGAGAUCUCAACACGCCAGAUUACAUGAUCCCGAGGUAUUGUGGCUUGAUCCGACUGACGGGCACGUUCCCUUUGAAUUGCGAACCAAAUCUCACGGAACUCAUCAACUGCGGAGCAAUUACCCCGGUGGCUCUUCACUUUGUUAGAAACCACGGUGCGGUUCCAAACCUUGAUUGGAGCUCACACCGCAUACAAGUAUGUGGAAACGUCAACAAGAGGCGUGACUUCACAAUGGACGAUCUUAAACGAAUGCACUCUGUUUCACUUCCAAUAUUGAUGGUCUCUGCUGCUAAUCGUGGAAAAGAGCAAAACAUGUUGGAACAGACUAAUGGUUUCAACUGGGGAGCCGGCGCGAUCAGUAACACUAUCUGGACUGGAGUUCCCCUUCGAGAUGUUCUUCGCAUCGCUGGGGUGACCAAGGUGACCCCAGAAAGACAAUUUGUUUGCUUUUCCGGCCCUUCUGGGGAGCUUUCUGGAGGUGUCGAUGGAUCUUACGGCACGUGCAUCCCUCUGUCUAGAGCUCUUGACCCCUCACAUGAUGUGAUAAUUGCGUAUGCGCAGAAUGGCGAGAAGUUGCGACCUGAUCAUGGCUAUCCAGUUCGCGUCAUCAUUCCCGGUUUUAUCGGUGGAAGAAUGGUCAAAUGGCUCACGAAAAUAGAAGUCACCCCUGGGCCUUCGACAAACUUUUAUCACCUCAGAGAAAACCGAAUCCUUCCUUCGCAUAUUAACUCUGAGUUAGCUGAACGCGAGGGUUGGUGGAACCGCCCAGAGUAUACAUUCAAUGAACUUAACAUCAAUUCCGUCAUCAGUUGUCCCGCGCACGGAGAUACCAUAGAGAUCUCUGACCGUAACUUUACAAUGAAGGGUUACGCCUACUCAGGUGGUGGUCGUUCCAUCAUCAGAGUUGAGGUUUCCCUGGAUAACGGCCAAACCUGGAGACUUGCAAGACACUACCAUCCCUGUCCUACAACAAAGUACGGAAAACAGUGGUGUUGGGCCUAUUGGACACACGACAUUCCGCGACGCGAUUUAAAUGGAGUACACUAUCUGAUGUGCCGCGCAUGGGAUGAAUCGAAUAACACUCAGCCAAGUGAUCUCACGUGGAAUACAAGUGGCGUGGGUAAUAAUCAUUAUUUUAAGAUCAGAGUGAACGAAAUCGACUCGGAUAAGAUUUCCUUUGAUCAUCCCGCAGAGCCCGGAUCCCUACCAGGCGGUUGGAUGGGUUCUAUUUCCGGCGGUCAUGCGGUGAUGUUCACCAAAACACCAAAAUUAACGGUGGACAGAGCACGCCUGGAAUUUGCGAACGUAGCUCGCGAGUUCAAUCCUCUUAUCCUCCCGGAUGCAACCCAAUCACUGUCGAGCAUGUCCUCCGUUAGUCCCGUGCUACAGAAACAGCAUUACACUCCCCCUCCACCCGGAGCUAAACUGUACAGGAUGCAAGAAAUCGAAGAACAUGAUUCAGAAGAAGACGCAUGGAUACUAAUUAAAGAUAGGGUGUAUGAUGUGAACAGGUACAUCAGUGAAGGCCACCAUCCAGGUGGCAACGCAUCGAUAACAAUGAACGCGGGAACAGAUGCCACCGAAGACUUUGAAGCCGUUCACUCAGCGAAGGCUUGGAAGCAGUUGGAAGCAUUCGCAAUCGGCUAUCUUGAUCCCAGGGACAAUCCUGCUGCAGUGUCCAUCUCUGAGAAAGAUGUAGACAACUCAAAGAACGUUUCUUCAUCCACACCAGCCUCGCGCGUAGCUCUAACCACUGGUCCGGUCAAUCUCCUGCAAUUCGCCUUGGCACAUCCUGAAAUGUACGGGGAAACCCUCGUUGGCGAGGCUGCAGAAGCAGAAGCUUUUGAUCGAAUGUGGGAUGGUGCGCAGCGUGAUGCCGGAGAUGCCCCCAUUGCUCUUGACCCCAAAAAAUGGAUCCCUCUCGUUUGCGAUGCCAAGGUCCCGCUUUCGCACGACACGAUCCUCCUCCGCCUAAAGCUUGAGUCAGAAGGUCACCAAUGUGGACUGCCGGUUGGAUAUCAUCUGUAUUUACGUGGUGAUCGGAAUGGUAAGAAAGUAAUGCGAGCGUAUACACCCUCAUCGCUAAAUGGAACACUAGGGGCCGUUGAGUUCGUCAUAAAGAUUUAUUUUCCGAACGACCAUCCAAACUUUCCUGAGGGAGGCCAGCUGACACAGUAUCUCAAUGCUGUGAAUGUUGGCGACGUAGUUGAGGUUAAAGGCCCCAUGGGCCACAUUAAAUAUGCUGGAUGUGGGAGGCUGCUUGUUGAUAAGAAUGAACAUAUCAUCGACAAGAUGACCAUGAUAGGUGGCGGGACGGGGGUUGCUCCGAUGUUGCAGAUGAUUGUUGCGGUCCUCGCAAAUCCUGCUGAUAAGACUCAAAUAAAGUUUUUGUUCGCAAACAAAACUACAAAAGAUAUCCUGCUUAAAUAUACUCUUGAUCGACUGCAGAGGGAAAAUCCGGACAGGUUUAGUGUCCAUUAUACCGUGAGCAAAGGAGACGAACACUGGCCGGGAUCAAUUGGACGAGUCAACAAAAAGAUGAUAGAGGAUUAUUGUUUCCCUGCACACGACUCGCGGGCUCAAUCAAAAACUGUCGCACUUCUCUGUGGACCCCCGUCUCUUGAAGAAGACACAUGCAUACCCGCCCUGAAAGAACUAGGGUACGAGAACGAAAACAUCAUCCAAUAUUAAUUUUUUUUUAAAAUCUUAAGUGAGAUGUACGAACACCAUUCACGUGAAUUUUGCGUACACUGACGAUUAACAACAUCGGUGUGCUCACACGCGACAGAGAGAGAUACUACUAGUUCUGACGACCGUAUGCCCAGAAGUGCAAGCCGGCCACAAAAAUCACGGCGGAGAUCACAUUCCCGAGGGUAACGGGCAAGAUAUUGUUCAACAUCAUAUCUUUCACGGUAAUUUGCGCGCCAUUGAGCAUACCGUGGGGUAUCAAGAACAUGUUUGCGACAGAGUGUUCAAAACCCAGGGUGACAAAAGCAGUUAUGGGCCAGAAAAUGGCAAGGACUUUGCCAGCAACAGAUGUGGAAGCCAUCGUGCCCCACACGGCAAGACAAACGAGCCAGUUGCAUAAGAUCCCCUUGCACAACGCAACGCCGAAAGAAAGAGAUACUUUAGAAGUGGCGAUGCCGACUACUGCUGCUUUCGCCGCUGGAGCAGAGGCAGUUUUGGCACCGAAAGCCAAGUAUGCCAUAACGAUGGAACCGAUGAAGUUGCCAGCAUAUGAAAGAAGCCAAUUACGGAAAAGUGCCCCGGCUUCAAUUCUCUUUGCCAGAAGACCAGAAAACAUUGUCAUGACAUUUCCAGUGAAUAGUUCAGCACCAGUGAGGAUCACGAGCGUGAGUCCAGCUGGGAGGCCGACUGCACCUUUAAGAAAAUUGCACAGCCCAGGAUUUGCCGUGGCGAGUGCAGGAGAAGACGCGCCGACGCACGACAUGAGCAAGGCGCCAAUGCCGAUGAGAGCACCGGCCGAGAAACCGAGGACGAGAGUAGUGCUGAGAUCCUGUGCCGCUUUUUUUUCUGCAGUGGCAAGAACGGCCUGCGUGAGUGAGGAGCAAAGCAGUCGGUAAAUCAGACAAGGCUCUAAUCCAGUUUUACGAGCGCGUCAUGUGAAUAAGGCCACUUAGUCGAGACCGAACGACUCACAUUGAAUACAGCAGGCGGUGGAAGUGCAUCUCCCUGCGGAACCACAUUUGCAACCACGGUAAGACACUUUCUUCUGGACGCGACGUUCACUGGCGUCUUCGGUGCUGUACGCAGUCUUCCGGGCGACAUGGCAGAAGGGCGCGCAGGGUAUCGGCGCUUCGUGAUGUGAGCACCUCCGCAUCCGCCACUUGUCAUGACGAAAUGCGUAGCGGCUGUCAUGGCGGGUGUAUGGCAGCACUUAGAUGCGGCCGUGCGCCUCCUUGGUGUGUUUCUGUCACUCAGACCCUCGAAGCACUUUUUCGCCGCUAAAUAACGUACGUACGUAGACAUCAAAUAAACACAUACAGUCCAACAGAUGGAGCGAGCGAGGUACCCUCGUUCGUAUCUGUUAGAUUUAUUUGUAAAGUGUACGUACAUAAUAUGAUGAUAUGCACAUAUGUGUAUGUAUAAUAUCUAUAUCUUCGUUCGUUCGUGAUCUUAAUAAUAAUAGAGCAAAUAAACUCGGAA
Micromonas commoda is the source of this 4395-nucleotide messenger RNA. It is a transcript of the gene Nia, whose product is annotated as nitrate reductase apoenzyme. The coding region runs from base 1 to 2919 and encodes 972 amino acids. Gene Ontology annotation, molecular function: oxidoreductase activity; molybdenum ion binding. The transcript is spliced from 3 exons. Lineage: Eukaryota; Viridiplantae; Chlorophyta; Mamiellophyceae; Mamiellales; Mamiellaceae. The record is from RefSeq and is a predicted model, not a curated record.